UCACCCCCAUCGCUUCGAGUCUCGGCGCGGCGUCGAAGAUUGGGGAAAGGACACUCAAGGACUUACUGAGCAAAGUUUUAACCAGCAGCAGCGAGAAGCAAGCUCGCCGCCGCCCCCCAUGUCCAACCCCUCCACUCUCCAGCCGGUGGCCACCCUCCCCACAAUGACGACGACGCCGCCCGUCGACCCGCCAUACAUCUCGUCCUGCACGCCGCAGCCCGUGCGCGUGGAGCACACCCACGCCGACGGGAGCAAGGAGCACAAGGUGCUCGUGCUCGGCACGGGCGGGACGAUCGCGAGCGAGCCCACAAGCGAGGGGUACAAGCCCAUCUCGGAGCUGUGGGCGCGCAACGUCUUCUUCAAGCGGAUCCGCCAGCAUCCGCAGCUGUCGGACGCGCCCCCGGCCAGCUUCAACUCGGAGGUGGUCAGCACGCCGGUUGGCAAGAACCUCCGGUACCCCCCGCUCCGGACGCCGCCGCUCGACGAGCACGACAACACGGUCGUGUACGAGAUUCUCGACCUCGAGAACCACAUGGACAGCAGCGAGAUGCAGCCGAGUGACUGGAACAAGAUUGCCGAGCUCAUCCACGAGAACUGGGACGCGUACGAGGGCUUUGUGGUCCUCUCGGGCACCGACACGCUCGCGUACACUUCGUCCAUCUUGACCUUCUUGUUCGCCGGAGCGGGAAAGCCAAUCGUCGUGACGGGUGCCCAGAUCCCGCUGCGUGAGCCGCGCAGUGACGGGUGGUACAACCUCCUUGAGAGCUUGCUGGUAGCUGGUACGCUGCCGUUCGCGGGCGUCAGCGUCGUGUUCUACCACCAGGCGUUGCAGGGGUGCAGGGCAACAAAGUCGUCCCCCAACCUCCUCAAGGCGUUCGAGACGCCAUCAGUGCCUGCCUGGAUCAACCUCAACGUCAAGGUGACCGCCCUGCCCGACCUGCAGCGGCGCGACGACACGCCGCCGCCACCGCUCGUGACGCUCGAGUCGUUCCCCACUGUGCUCAGCUGCGCCAUCUACCCCGGCAUCACGGGCUCGGUGCUGGCAGCGCAGAUCCACUCGAUGCCGACGUGCAAGGCGGUGAUUGUGAGCGCGUUUGGGAGCGGUAAUCUCCCCAUCAAGGAGGAGACGGGCGUGCUCCAGGCGCUCGAGGCGGCCGUCAAGCGCGAGAUUCUGGUGGUCGUGAUCUCGACUUGCCACGUACCCAACAUCUACCCCCUCUACGCGCUCGGCGUGCGCCUGCUCUCCGUCGGCGUGCUCCCAGGCUUCGACAUGACGCACGAGGCGGCGUUCGCAAAGUCGAUCUGGCUCGUGUCGCGCAAGGACUUGAACUUCAAGCAGCGGCAAGAGCUGUUCCAGACGCCGAUCGCGGGCGAGAUGACCAUCUGAGCAGUCUGAGCAGGGGACACUUCUUGGCCGCCGUGCCGCCUAAUACACUGUACAGACCAUGUAUCCAUCACAUACACACAGACAAGCGAGGGGAC
Vanrija pseudolonga is the source of this 1482-nucleotide messenger RNA. RefSeq names its product L-asparaginase 1 (gene ansA). The transcript is spliced from 4 exons. Lineage: Eukaryota; Fungi; Basidiomycota; Tremellomycetes; Trichosporonales; Trichosporonaceae. Gene Ontology annotation, biological process: amino acid metabolic process. The record is from RefSeq and is a predicted model, not a curated record. Bases 119 to 1387 code for a protein of 422 amino acids. Gene Ontology annotation, molecular function: asparaginase activity.